Molecule: messenger RNA, 2301 nt
Organism: Chelonus insularis
Lineage: Eukaryota; Metazoa; Arthropoda; Insecta; Hymenoptera; Braconidae
Exons: 2
Coding region: 418-1452 (344 amino acids)
Source: RefSeq, a predicted model, not a curated record
AUAAAGUAUGUACGGAAUUGUAAUGGUAAACAAAAGAUAAUACAGUUGAUAUUUGCACUAAAUAAAUAGAAUAAUUAGUAUGCAUAUUUGUAGUAUUUUUUAUAUUUCUAAAACGGAAAUAAUUAGUAUUAUGGGAAUGUAUAUUAUAAGUAUUAUGAAAGAAGUGACAGAGGUCAGGAGAUAAUACUUGCAAAUUUUUUGGUUUGUUUUCAGGUAGACAUUCUUGCGUGCAGAAAAAAUAGAGACGUCAGACUAGAAGUGAAUAGCGGAGAAAAAACAGUUACUUCACAAGGAGGGAUGAAGAAAGAAGAGAAAAAAAUGAACAAUGGAGUGUAAUUGAGAAAAAAAUGUAGCAAGAUUUAAUAUUAUAUUUUGUGAGCUUGGUGAAUAAUCCUGCAGAUUAAAAAAAGCACAGUGAUGGCCAUGACAUCAGGAACAAAUAAGUGGGCCUCAAGGGCUGUGGUGAUUCUACAACUCGCAGCAUGGAGUGCUGUUGGUAUUGUGCUGCUGCAAAAAGGUGUGUCGUCGCUUCAGAAAGAAUCAGAGCCACGAAAUAUUAGUCAGAUUAUUCCUAUAAGUUCUCCUAGUUUUCAUCCGUCAGAAGACAAAGAUCUUUCAGUUAUUCCCAUCAUCAGUGAACAUACAAAGGUGAAAGAGAAUCCCAAUCCACAGAAUAGUAUUUUGAGUGAAAAAUUACAAGGUGGAGGAAUAAAUCGUGAUGUUCUUGCUGACAAAUCUAAAGUGAAUGCUCCAGGGACUCUAGAGUUCAAUGAAGAAAUCGAUGGACCAAAGGUGCUAGAGAGUGUUGAUCCACUAGCUAAAGAAGAGCUAGAAAAACAAAAAGAAAUAUUAGAGGAAAUAAAUAAUCUAAAAAAGACUGUAAAACAAAAAAAAGUUGAUGAUACGUACAAAAAAGAUACUGAUGAGUUAAUUCCAAGUAAUAAAUCUAAAGGUUUUUCUUCUAUAAAGUUAGUGGACAAUAAAAAUCUACUAAAUUCAAGUGCUGCAGAUCAAGAAAACCAAAGAGUUUCAGAGAAGACUGAUGAUGUAUCUUUAAAAAGUACUCAUGUGAAUAUAUUUCAAACAGAAGAUCAUCUUGAGAAUAAAACUGUUCCAGCAUCAUCGACAUCAAAGCCGAGUGUUUGGGAAACCAGAAGACGACUUAGAUUAUCACAUUUGAGUGGAGGUGGAGCAGCUGCAGCUGUUGCUAUGGUUGCUGUUGGAGCAGUGAUGUUAGUCUUAGGACCAGCGGUGAUAGUCUUACGAGCACUUGAUGAACGUCGACAGGAAAGAAGAUUUCAAAAGCUAGCAGCACGAGAUGAUUUACCGCCAACUUAUGAGCAAGCAACUCUGAUGGAUGAAGCGCCUAGAUACUCUAGCUUGAGUUUGAAUACCAUUCUUGGACCACCGCCACCACCAUCACCAACUCCAGCUCGAGUUCAUUUGGUCUAAAUGAUUUUCCGACAUGAAAAAACAAUUUUAAGUGACAUCAAAAAGUGUUUAUUUAGUGAGAGUUGAAAUAAUAAAUGAACAUAAUCUUGUGCUUUUUCAAGUAUUUUUAGCUAAAUUCAAGUGUUCUCACGAAUGAUUUCCGUCCAUGAAAAAAUAGUAAGAGUUCCCAAGUUUGUCAGAAUAAUUUUGGAAUAAGAAACAUUGAAAUGACACUGUGAUGAGUAAAUUCUUUAACCUUAGUGAUAUGUCAAGCUCCUGGCACAAGCAUCAAAACCAAUUAUUCUCAAUUGACCGGGAAUUGACCCCAGUGAACUCGUUGGUAUCAACACCUAACACUUAUUUAAGCAAUUAUUGCAUUUAUAUUGCAAAAAUUGAACUAGAGAAGAAUCUUAUUCACAUCUCAGAUCCAGAUAUUAAAGCGGAAAAAUCUGUUUUAUCGUUCAUUCAUAUUGAAUAAAUUCUAUAAGUGAUGAAAAAAGAUUUCGAUGCUCGACUGUUAAUAAUAUUAUUAUCAACUACGUGUGUAAUUAAUCAAUCAAGUAAUUAGUAUAAUUAUAAAUUUUAAAUUAAUUUGAAAUGUACAUAAAAAUCAAGUCAUUUAUUUAUAUGAACUUGUUUUUAUCAGUUAAAUACUAAAUUAGAUUUUUAGAGUAUUAAAAACUGUUAAUUAUCAAAUGUGAGAAGACUGAGUGUGAGCAUUUUGAUGAAGUUGGUUGGUAUUGAAAAAUAAUGACAUAAGAUUCUAAAGAAAAUGUUAUUUUAAUUGUAUAUAAUUGCGAUAAUAUAUCUUAAAAUAUUUAUAAAGACUCUUAUGUGGGAAUGAAUAAAGUGAUUGAAAAGAUGAUGGUA